Molecule: messenger RNA, 1665 nt
Organism: Saprolegnia diclina VS20
Lineage: Eukaryota; Oomycota; Saprolegniomycetes; Saprolegniales; Saprolegniaceae
Exons: 3
Coding region: 28-1578 (516 amino acids)
Biological process (GO): aldehyde metabolic process
Cellular component (GO): cytoplasm
Molecular function (GO): aldehyde dehydrogenase (NAD+) activity
Source: RefSeq, a predicted model, not a curated record
ACACAUUUCAUUUUUGAUCUUUGUACCAUGAACACAAGCAUUCUCUCUACCAAGCCGACGCUGCCAUUGCUCAAGCCCAUGGCGGCGGCGACGAUCCAGGACCACGUUGCGGCGCUGCGGACGGCGUUCCGCAACGGCGCAAUGCGGCCGCUGGCCGCGCGCAAAGCGGCGCUGCUCCAGCUCCGCACGCUCCUCACCGAGGGUUUCGAGCUGCUCCAAACUGCAAUUUGGGCCGACUUGCACAAGCACGCGACCGAGACGUACGUGACCGAGACGUCGGUCGCCCUCCUCGAGAUCCAAGAGCAUUUGGACUAUAUGGACGAGUGGGCGGCGCCGAAGCGCGUGAGCACCAACCUCCUCAACGUUCCUGGAUCGUCCUUUAUUCGCAGCGACCCGCUUGGCGUCUGCUGCAUCUUUGACACGUGGAACUACCCGAUCAUGCUCCUCCUCAUGCCGCUCAUCGGGUGCCUCAGCGCUGGCAACGUCGCGCUCGUCCGCCUCCCGACCGACGGCAGCUGCGACAACGUCACGGCGGCACUUGCGCAUUUGUUUGACAAGUACAUGGACCGCAACGUGCUGCGGUACGUCACGGGCGGCAUUGACGCCAACAAGGCGCUCCUCCAAGAGAAAUUUGACCUGAUCUUCUGCACUGGCGGGUGUACCAUCGGCAAGAUCGUAGCGCGCGCCGCCGCCGAGACGUUGACGCCCGUGAUUCUCGAGCUCGGUGGCAAGUCGCCGGCGAUCAUCGACGCUUCAGUCGACUUGCUCGUGACUGCCCGGCGUCUCGUCUGGGGCGCCUUCACCAACGCUGGCCAGACCUGCGUCCGCCCCGACUACAUCUUUGUCCACGCGUCCAUUGGACCUGCGCUCGUCGCCGCCAUGAAGCAAGCGACUGUCGACUUCUUUGGCGCCGACCCGCAAGCGUCCGACUCGUACGGGCGCCUCGUCAACAGCGCGCAAUUCGACCGCAUUCGCCGCAUCUACGAAGCCGACAAGACAUUCGCGGUGCACGGCGGGCAGUCGGACGCGUCGGAUCGGUUUUUCGGGCCGACGAUGUUCAAUUUCGAGUCGGACUAUGCGACAUUUGCAGCAAGCGCGAGCAUGGACAGCGAGCUCUUUGGCCCGCUUUUGCCGAUCUGCUACUACACGGACGUGAACGCAGUCAUGGACCACGUCAACGCGCAGCCCAAGCCGCUCGCCCUGUACAUCUUCAGCAAGAAGAACGCCUUCCAACAGCACAUGCUCGCCAACACAUCGUCCGGCAGCGUGUGCGUGAACGACACGAUGGUGCAGAUUUUGAACCCGAGUUUGCCGUUUGGCGGCGUCGGCAACUCUGGCAUGGGCGCAUACCACGGCCACAAGUCGUUUGAGGUAUUCAGCCACGCCAAGCCGGUGCUGUACAAGCACUUUAUCUUGGACAUUGCGCAGCGCUACCAGCCGUACACGCCCUUUGCGCGCACGCUCUUUGGCCUCGUGCUGUACCCGGCUCCGCGUGCAUGGGUCAAGGCGCUGCAGCGUGCACUCUCGGUCGGUGUCGUCGGCCUUGUGCUGGCACUCGUUUGGAGCCGCAAAAGUUAGGCUACCUCGACUAUAGUGCUUUGUCGCUGCAAUUGUACAAUGUAUUGGAUCAUGUGGAAAAUAGUUAUUUGAAAAGGAUGUCAUUCC